UCCCCCGGGGUUCCAUGGAACCUCAAAUUUAUCAGUCAAAUCUACGUGUGAACGGAUAUUAAAUUCCGGAUUCUGUACUUAAUUUUUUUGUAUCCCACCUCUUAAAGGGGAAAAAAAAAAGGUUACAAAAUUCACAAGCCAAAAACCUUAUUACAUAAGCCUCUCCCAGAAAACAUGUAUCUCCGUAUUCAUCACAAAGGUGGUGCUAGCUCCUGGUUCAGCGAAUGAUGCAGAAAGAUUCUAACACUAUUUCAGUGACGGCUGAACAAGUUUGAAUUAUCUGAUUCAUAUAUAACCCCCUGCCUUCAUUAUAACUUCAAAAAAAAGGUUCUCAUACAAUUUGACAAAAGAGAAAAAAUCCAAAAGAGGGGGCAAAAAAAACCCCGCUUGAUAUCUGUACCCAGCUUUUUCGUUCGAGUUACAUGUACAUAUUGAAGGUGGCGAACCAAAGAGGAGACCCGAGGGAGUACACCAGGUACCCCGCAACAGAUAACUAUGAUAACCAAGAAGAGAGAUCAUACACAGCACCACAAAUACGUUCUCAAUUGAAUCAACCAGUAGAGCAGCAUGUGGAGGUAACACAAUCACCGCAUAUGUUCAUGGGGUACAGCAGUUCAACAGGGAUGUCGAUGGUAUCAGAACUUACACAUGUUGUCUCAGGCCAACGAGGGAGUACUAGUGAUUGGGGAUCAUAUGCGGCUGGGGGUCUAGGAGGUGCAACAAUAACAUCAACUUUUGGUCAGGCAGCACCUGGUUCUAAUACGAGUACUCCUGCUUCUCCUCCUUUAUCUGCCUAUUCUUCUACUUCUGGUUCUGGUUUGUGGAUUGGCCAGAAGAGAGGGAGAGAAGAAGAGGCUGGUGCAGCAGCGCAAUUGAUGGAGUCUUUGCCAAGGGUUUAUAGAGGGUUUAAUGAUUUUAGAAGUUCACAAGGAGAUUCAUCAUCAUCCGGUGCAACUGCAGCAACCGAAGAAGUGCCUGCUUCAACUAUAGUAAUCCCCACCACAACCACACCCUCCACUACAGCAGCACCAUCAAGUGAAACAGCAUCCCUGGAAGAAACUGGAGAGCAAAGAAGAAGAUACAGAGGAGUUAGGCAGAGACCGUGGGGCAAAUGGGCAGCCGAGAUACGUGAUCCACACAAAGCAGCAAGAGUCUGGCUAGGCACAUUUGAUACUGCAGAGGCUGCAGCUAGAGCCUAUGACGAAGCUGCUUUAAGAUUCAGAGGAAAUAGAGCUAAACUUAACUUCCCUGAAAAUGUUAGGCUGCUGCCAGCUCAAACGCAAAAUGUUACUGCUUCUCAAGUUCCCAUAUCUCAUUCACAGCUAUCUUCUCAUCUUCAAUUACAGCCAAUCUCAUCUCCAAGGCAACAGGCACAGCGGCCGCAGGCGCCAGCACCUGCAUUGUUUCAGUCUCAAGCUGAUAUUAUAAGGGACUACUGGGAGUACUCCCAGUUGUUGCAGAGUUCAGGGGACUUUCAUCAACAACAACAGCAACAACAACAACAACAACAACAUCAACAACAACAACCUUCAAGUUUGUUACAGAAUAUGUUCUAUAAUCCCCAGGUGGCUUCUCUACAAUCAUCGGCUUUGACUUCAUUGUCUUCAUCUACUUCAGUUUCUUCACUUGCAGCAAUAUCUUCCGGCUCAUCACCAUCAACAUUUUCUCCCUCUGCUUCUUCCUUCCCUCUGCUUUUCGCUGGUCAACAGCUGGGUUAUUUUCGGCCACCACAAAAUCAGAAUCAAGCCAGUGGUUCUGAUUUUCCGGUGCCCCCAUGGACAGAUUCUAGUCACAAUCCUUCCUCUAGUGGUUAGAAUCGAUUUCACAAUUUAUUUUGUUCCCUUUUAAUGGGAAUCUAGAAAUAUUUUAUUUUGCUAUGAGUUUAUGUAUUAUUUUGUAUUUGCUCGUUAAUUUUUUUUUAGUAUAAUUGGUGCAAAGAAAGAAGCUGAUGAAAAAAGAGAAGAAAAGAGACGGUAUAGGAAUUUAGGCAUAGUUUGUUCUCAAAGAUUUGAUGUUUACAUUUGUCCAUUGCGAAUGAUGUGGAAAUUGAACAGAGCUGUCUGCUACAUGCUUUACAUCCAAA
Molecule: messenger RNA, 2083 nt
Organism: Populus euphratica (Euphrates poplar)
Lineage: Eukaryota; Viridiplantae; Streptophyta; Magnoliopsida; Malpighiales; Salicaceae
Product: ethylene-responsive transcription factor ABR1-like
Exons: 2
Coding region: 423-1814 (463 amino acids)
Biological process (GO): ethylene-activated signaling pathway; regulation of DNA-templated transcription
Molecular function (GO): DNA-binding transcription factor activity; DNA binding
Source: RefSeq, a predicted model, not a curated record